This is a messenger RNA of Emiliania huxleyi CCMP1516, 831 nucleotides long. RefSeq lists its product as hypothetical. The transcript has 2 exons. Lineage: Eukaryota; Haptophyta; Isochrysidales; Noelaerhabdaceae. Bases 1 to 831 code for a protein of 276 amino acids. The record is from RefSeq and is a predicted model, not a curated record.
AUGUCUCCCGCAGCCGCGAGCGAGCGGUGCAAAGAGGCAGCGUCGCGCAUGCUUUUCCGUAACGUUGAUGCUGCAAACGAGCGUGGCCGCGCCGCCGGCGUCGCGGCGGUCAAAGCCGCACGGCAGCGCGGUGCAGCCGUCAUCAACCGCGGCGCUGGGACUAUGCCUGUGGGUGCGGCCGCGCCGAAUGGCGGAGAGCGCUACACGCUGCUCGAGGACCCUCCGGACGCACCCGCGCCGCGAUGGGAUGCUCUGCACGAUGGCACCAAGACAUCCGAUGGCAAGCUCUGCUUCGCCGACGCACCGGAGUUCACCCCGUCGCUGACGCCAGCCGAGUGCAUCCGUAAGGGCAUCUUUGGAGGCUGCUACUUCAACCCUCGAGGUGGCAAGGCUGGUAUCUUCUCGCGCGACAUCGCCAUCGACCACGCCGAGUUCCCAGCCGAGUGGUUUGAGGCCGAUGAGAGCCUGUACCUCUCGCGCCGCUACAACGUGAUGACCAACGCCUAUCGAGUCAAGUCUGGCUUCGGGCAGAGGGAGUGGGAGAGCAAGGGCUGGAUCCAUGCCCAAGACCCGAGGGGCUGGUUCCAGUGGUACUGCCGCUUCUUCUGCGGCCGACGCUCUGCAGACGACGCGCGCCAGAUCGCCCGCUGGCGCGCGUGCGCCUCGAGCCGCGGCCGGUGGCGCAACCAGCUGUGCGGCGCGGUCCAGAGGGGCUCGGGGCGUUGGGACGACGUGGCCGUCAGCCCCGUGAUCCGGCAGACGCUGCUUCACUGGGCCUACGAACUCUCAUCGGCCGACUAUGCGGACUGGCGUGCGGCCAAAGGGAAGUGA